AUGAAGGCCGCAACACUUCAUCUAAUCUUGUGCUUUGCAGCACUGUCCAUCGCUCAGGACGGUGUAGUUGCCAUCGAUGCAGACCUAGGACUCGAUAUCUCCCUCGUGCGGUUCCCUAAGCUCUCUCGCCAGGUGAUGGUACAAAUCAUGUUAACAACAUCCGGGACACCUCGGAGCCCAUUGUUCUACCCUCGACACUAG
Molecule: messenger RNA, 201 nt
Organism: Drepanopeziza brunnea f. sp. 'multigermtubi' MB_m1
Lineage: Eukaryota; Fungi; Ascomycota; Leotiomycetes; Helotiales; Drepanopezizaceae
Source: RefSeq, a predicted model, not a curated record